This is a messenger RNA of Oncorhynchus tshawytscha (Chinook salmon), 3861 nucleotides long. RefSeq names its product frizzled-10-B. Gene Ontology annotation, biological process: non-canonical Wnt signaling pathway; canonical Wnt signaling pathway. The transcript has a single exon. Lineage: Eukaryota; Metazoa; Chordata; Actinopteri; Salmoniformes; Salmonidae. The coding region runs from base 819 to 2576 and encodes 585 amino acids. Gene Ontology annotation, cellular component: plasma membrane. Gene Ontology annotation, molecular function: Wnt receptor activity; Wnt-protein binding. The record is from RefSeq and is a predicted model, not a curated record.
UGUCUUUGAAGGCGGAUCUUUUGGCAGGUUAGCCCAGGACCGUGGCGAAGACCAACUCAAACGAGCGAUACCACCAACCACUCCAAACUGAUUUGCUCUGUCUCUGGAGUGCAGUUAGGAAUAGAUCUCUGCUCUGUUUGAGUUAUUAUUAGGUUAUUACACAGUUUGCGUGGAUUUGUCGUGAGUAUGCACAUACCCCCAACGAAACCCCAACGCGGAGCAAAAGGAAGAAUAAUUUAGUUAAGUUGGUAGCCUAAACAUUGAAGUUUUAACAGACUGGUUCCACUCGUGCUGCAGGACAGAGGCAGAAGGAAUCCGUCCUGAACGUGGUUGAAUACCGUCUCUGAAUGCGCUUUGAUGACCGCUGGAACGUUUGUCUGGAUCGGAACACUUUUAUCCAAUAAAAAAAAAACAUCGAGGCGAACAGAAAAAAUGAACUAUGCGACGACACUAGAAACAACAACUAGUGCAAACUCGUUUAUUCUCUGAACAUGUUGGAUUAUUCCGAAACAAAUGUAUACACUUCCAAGCAUGGACAUUAUGGUAAGCGACAAUUAUUUUGCGAGAAAAUGAUUCACACGUGUUAGGAAUUCUCUCUCGAGUUAAAUUCGAAUCAAGGAAUUAAUUACAAGUAAAAACUGAGAAACUAUGGUCUUUCGUAGACAAUUGUGAGUUCAUCCACUGCUUGGCUCAUUCAUAAAAAAUAAUCUACAGAAAGGUUUUUAGUAGUCUUUGCCUUUAGGAGACGCAACUUCUACGUUAUUCUAAGAAUUUUAUCUUCAAUUGUUUGCCACUAAAAGGAUCAAAGAGGAGAGACUAUGCAUUCCUUUGCCAAACUGACCCUUGUCAAUGUGCUGCUGGUCUGUCUGAGUUGUGGCUGCUCAGCUAUUAGCUCCAUAGACCCAGACCGGCCAGGUGAGGGGAGAUGUCAACAGAUUGUCAUCUCCCUGUGUAAGGACAUUGGUUACAACAUGACUAGGAUGCCCAAUCUGAUGGGCCACGAGGACCAGAAUGAGGCAGCCAUCAAGAUACAUGAGUUUGUCCCUCUCAUAGAGUUUGGAUGCCACACUCACCUCAAGUUUUUUCUUUGUUCGCUGUAUGCACCCAUGUGCACGGAGCAGGUGUCCACCCCGAUACCUGCCUGCAGAGUGAUGUGUGAGCAGGCCAGGCAAAAGUGCUCCCCUAUCAUGGAGCAGUUCAACUUCCACUGGCCUGACUCCCUGGACUGCUCCAGACUACCCAACAAAAAUGACCCAAACAACCUAUGCAUGGAGGCCCCCAACAACGGCUCAGAUGAGUCCCCAAAAGGCUCACACACUCAGCCUCCUGACUUCAGGCUUCAGAGGCCCAUAAAAGGCCAGGACCUGCAUGUGAAGGACAAGGAGAGCAAGGAGACCUGUAGUAACCCAGGCAAGUUCCACUAUGUACAGAAAAGUGAGUCCUGUGCUCCCAAGUGCUACCCCAAAGUGGAUGUGUACUGGAGUCAGGGAGAUAAGCAGUUCUCUCUGGUGUGGAUGGCCAUCUGGUCCAUCCUUUGCUUCGUCUCCAGCUCAUUCACUGUCCUCACCUUCCUUAUCGACCCGCAGCGCUUCAAAUACCCUGAGAGGCCCAUUAUCUUCCUCUCUAUGUCCUACUGUGUUUACUCUGUGGGCUACCUGAUCCGUCUGUUUGUGGGGGCAGACAACAUCGCCUGUGACCGGGACAGUGGGGUCCAGUACAUCAUUCAGGAGGGUCUGGAAAGCACCGGCUGCACCAUCGUCUUCCUCAUCCUCUACUACUUUGGCAUGGCCAGCUCCCUCUGGUGGGUCAUCCUCACACUCACCUGGUUCCUGGCUGCAGGGAAGAAGUGGGGUCACGAGGCCAUUGAGGCCAACAGCAGCUACUUCCACCUGGCAGCCUGGGCCAUCCCGGCCGUCAAGACCAUCAUGAUCCUGGUGAUGAGGAAGGUGGCGGGGGACGAGCUGACGGGGGUGUGCUACGUGGGCAGCAUGGACGUGAAAGCUCUCACAUGCUUCGUGCUCAUCCCACUCUCCUGCUACCUCAUCAUCGGCACCUCCUUCCUGCUGUCGGGCUUCGUGGCCCUGUUCCACAUCCGCAAGGUCAUGAAGACAGAGGGGGAGAACACGGAUAAACUGGAGAAGCUGAUGGUGCGGAUCGGCGUGUUCUCAGUCCUCUACACUGUACCUGCCACCUGCGUUAUCGCCUGCUACUUCUACGAGAGGCUCAACAUGGACUACUGGAGGAGCCUGGCCGUGGAGCAGAAGUGUGUUGACAGCAGCAGGAACAAUGCAGAGUCUGAGGAGUGUGGUAUGAAGAGCUCCAUCCCGGCCGUGGAGAUCUUCAUGGUUAAGAUCUUCAUGCUGUUAGUUGUGGGCAUCACGAGUGGCAUGUGGAUAUGGACCUCAAAGACACUGCAGUCGUGGCAGAAUGUGUUUAGCAGGAAGUUGAAGAAGAGGACUAGGAGGAAGCCUGCCAGUGUGUUCACAAGCAGUGGGCCUUACAUCAAGCCUCACCCAGCACUUAAAGGGCACAACACGAAGUAUGAGCCUACCAGGCCCCCUCCGACAUGCGUAUGAGCUGGCGCUCUCACAGACAGCGUGCGAAACCAAAACCAUUCUAAAGCCCUUACCUAAAACAGACUUUAUAAUCAGAGUGCCAACAAAAGACACAUCGAUGUUCAUAUUUAUUUUAAGUAUUAUUUUGAUCCAUCUCAAGCUACAAGAAAUAAAUGCCUUUGUUUAAAAUAUCUGCUACUCCUGGAACCACUUAUCUGUUUAAGAACAUGAUAGAGAGAAAAAAUAUUUUUCUUUCCAAGACAAAGAAAGUGGAAGUAACUAUUUGGAUGUGUCAUUGGGUUGCUUGAAUAAUGUGCAAUAUAUGUUUUUCUUAAUGGCAAAAAAAUACACGAGUAUUGUAGAAACAGAUUAAAGACGAUGUAAGUCAAUCCACUGACAAAGGGAGUGAAUGGUCUGGGAGAUCAAGACCCUUUAGCGUUGCGUUGUGUGGCUUUGAAAUGGAAGUCAAAGCAGUGCCAUACAUGUUUGGACUGAACUGAAGUGAGAAGGCAGCUGUUGAAAAGGGCUCAGGACCACAUUGACUGCCUAUUGUGAAGCAAAUUCAUUCCAUAAAUCAACAAGCACUAGACAUCGCAAAAGUAAUAAUUUGUACAGACAGUUUUCCUGUUGUUUUUGCUUUGCUGUUUUAUAGCACAGGGGAACAUUUGCAUAUAUUUCUUAAAGUUCAUAUUUUAUAAAAAAUAAAUGAAACAUUCCAGUUUUAAUGUCCUAAAAACUGGAAUUGUAUAUUAUAACUGUAUGGGGUUUAUCUGUAGUGUGAAUGAGUUCAUCCUUGGCUUUACAAAAAGCACAUUUCUCAAUUUGUAUGACAAAUUAUUACAUUGGACAUUUGAAGAUAGUCCUCACUAACCAUUGAUGUAACGUUAUGGUAUAUUUCAAUCAUCCACCGAGUGUGUGCUUGACACUUGACUUAUCUCUCUCUUUUGAGAGAUUUAUGCAUUUAAUUACAGAAAGACAAAUUGGUGUUUGAAGUUAGCCUUGUGAAUACUCUGACUUCUGUUGAUACCUGAUUACAAUGGAGUGAGCUCUCAGUGAAGUACCUACAGGAGGAAGAACAAUGGCAUCUGUACACUUCUGUUGUAAUUGUUGAGAAGGAAGGCAUCAUGGGUAAUCCAGAGCCCACUCCCUCCAUGGCCAUUUAUUAGAGAUGACUAAUAGAAAAAAAAGUUUGAUGACAUCAAAGAGAUUACGAACAAAGCACUUUUGUAUUAUUGUAGUGUCAACCAUUUCUAAAAGUGAGGCUUUUAUAUUCCACUCCUAUUAAAAUGUAUUCACUUCCAUGUUC